Blastomyces dermatitidis ER-3 is the source of this 2223-nucleotide messenger RNA. RefSeq lists its product as uncharacterized. NCBI's taxonomy places the organism in Eukaryota, Fungi, Ascomycota, Eurotiomycetes, Onygenales, Ajellomycetaceae. The record is from RefSeq and is a predicted model, not a curated record. The transcript has a single exon. The coding region runs from base 1 to 2223 and encodes 740 amino acids.
AUGCCAUUCAGCCUCGUAAUCCAAGACUCAGACGACUCGGACGCUGAACUCAGCGACAUCGCUACCUCCAUCGACCCACUUCAAAACAACACUACCACGGCCAAUCCUGCCAUUACAUUACGGGGUUUUCCGCCCAUCGAUCAGUACGAACAACAUGCCAGUAAUAAUAAUAGCAAUUAUAAUAAUCAGGUGGUGGGAGAAACCACCAUUGGAAACGGGAAUGGCGCUGAGAGUAACUCGAAUAAUCAUGGCCCCCCAAGCUUCGAUCCCAACCUCAGCGUCAAUUUCGAUCAAUUCCUCGCGUCACAAUCGCAGGAUCAGGCGGAGACAGGGUCCGUUUCACUGUCCCAGCAACAGAGGGAGAGGGCGUGGCUUGGGGAAGAAGAUGGGGAUGGUGCAUAUUCCAGCUUGAUGCAGGCCCCUAGAAGAAGUAUUUUGAAAAGGGGGAGGACGAUAGAUGUUAGGAAAAAUGAGGUGGAAAAUGUGAGUGGAGGGGAAAGGAAUGUUAAGAGGAGGCGGACGAUGGAUGCGUCUGGAGCAUUUCAAGAUGCUGUCGGCAAACGUGUUGGUUUUGCUGCUGGUUCGCCGGAGCAAGAUGAGGAUGGCUGUGGUGUUAGGGAAGAAUUAUCGACUGAUCGUAUGAUUGAUACGGACGCGUCUCUAUCCCCUGAAAAAGACGGUGGAGAUGGUACUUUCGGAGAAGAUUUGGCUAGUGAAGCCCCGAAUACUCCGAGCGAUCAUCCCUCUGCAGCUGAAACUGUAUGGGAGCCUCCGCUCACACCCGGGUCAGAUGCUCGCUCCAGAAAACAACCGACAGGACGGUCAAAGUCUACACAAGGAUUCGACGAUACUGCUUACGAUACUGAGCCAAUGUCCUCUAUCACCCUCGCGCGAGCACAUAGGACAAUGUCAUCGCCCUUUAUAAGCCAUCCGCCACCAUCCUCAACAGAGAGCACGCGCGAUGAGCUUUCGCUACCGCCUGUGGUUCAAGUUGCGAUAACCAAUAUGAGACCGACAGCAAUAUCAAAGAAUGAGCCCUCAGCUGCAGAGAGUACUGGGAUGGAGAGUGAUCGGGAUGAGCUGGACUGUAUCAAUGCAGAUUUCGGCGGCAUGCCGAAAGAACGCUACAAGCCACGGCCGAGUAGGUCGCGGAGUAAGGCCAUCGUAAUUGAUACCGGUUUAGGGGUUGACGAGGUUGGUGAUAGCGAGAAUCCCCACGUUGAAGUUGCGGUCCCGCGUGAAGAUUCCACAAUCGCACAAACAUGUCAAUCACGCGAAGACGGAGACUCGACUGUUGCAGAGAUAAGUAACAACCCAGAGGAGUUUAUGUUAAAUCCCACUACCCAGGAUACCCCUCUUGAAGGAUCUAAGCGACAACUCAAAGUGGCGAAGAAGAGGAAGGUUAAGCGGGGAAAGACUACGUCCGUGAUGUUGAAGAGGGCUGUAGAAUCAGAUGUUGAAGAUGACGUGAUAUGGGUAGAUGAGAAGCCGGCAGACGUUAUAUUCAAGGAUACGAGUCAGGAAACCCAACCGCCAAAGGGCCGAAAAGCUAGACGCCGCGAGGAAAGCGACAGAGAGCCGCUUAGCAACAACACCGGGAGUGCCCCGGAAGUAACUGCGCUUAAAGCGAAAACAGAAGACGAAAGCCAUGUGGAACUCGACGAGGUCCAACCAUUACCCUUGGGCCAUACCACUGAUACUGCCGCGCCCGAUCCCGCUCCCGCGCCCAAGAAGCGCGGUCGAAAGCGGAAGAAGACGUCGGAGAGUCUAACUAUGGAGCCGCCAAUCUCCAUCGCAGAAACCGAACCAUCCACCGAUGAUAAGAAAGAGAUUCAACCCCUUGUAGAGCAAGAUCAGAAUAUCCCUGCAUUGAAAGAAGCCCUGGAAGAGAAGGACUUCAAGCCGGAUACCGUGACAGAUAUAGGACCCGCAGCGGAAGUAGAUCAGGUAACACAAUUCAACGAAGAAGAGCAAAAGAAACCCAUUAGUGCAGACACCCUUACAUCUGCACCCCAUUCCAAAUCUCCUCAACCGCAAUCACAACCUUCAAUAAUAACAACCCCAGCACCCGAACCAGUCGAAACGCCCACAAAGCCCCCUAUGAUAACCCAGAGGGGCCCUGACAAGCACAGUCCCAUCACGGUAAACAAGAAGGUAUCGUAUCGGGUGGGCUUGAGCCGUACGGCGAAGAUCGCACCCCUGUUGAAGGUGGUUAGGAAGUAG